This is a messenger RNA of Ctenopharyngodon idella (grass carp), 6213 nucleotides long. It is a transcript of the gene tmtc2b, whose product is annotated as transmembrane O-mannosyltransferase targeting cadherins 2b. Bases 341 to 2854 code for a protein of 837 amino acids. The transcript has 12 exons. The record is from RefSeq and is a predicted model, not a curated record. Gene Ontology annotation, cellular component: endoplasmic reticulum membrane. Gene Ontology annotation, biological process: protein O-linked glycosylation via mannose. Gene Ontology annotation, molecular function: protein binding; mannosyltransferase activity. NCBI's taxonomy places the organism in Eukaryota, Metazoa, Chordata, Actinopteri, Cypriniformes, Xenocyprididae.
ACUGGAGCCAGUAACCACACGCGGCUCAAUCACGACAUUUAUUCGGCGUCCACUAUGCAUCAUCUCAACACUCUCGGUGUAAGGACGCCCAAACACAGUAGACUGUACUGUAAAUACUACACGUGCCCCAUCCACUCUACCUUACAGGAUUCUUUCCGCAAAUAACAUGGGUUAAGAGGAGGAUGUCUGGAUAAUUCAUUUCAACUCUUUGCAAGGAUGGGGACUCGGAUAUUGUUUUUUGGCAGAGGCAUUUUGACAAAGACGAAGAGAGAAAUCAAAGAAGGGCUUUAAUAUCAUCCCUCUACUCUUUCAUUUCCUUUCCUUCUUUUCUUUUUGAGAGAUGAUCGCAGAGUUGGUGUGCAGCGCCGUGGCACUGCUCCUGUAUGUCAACACACUGGACGCCGAUUUCUGCUACGAUGACAGCCGUGCUAUCAAGACCAACCAGGACCUUCUACCCGAAACGCCUUGGAUCAACAUCUUCUACGAUGACUUCUGGGGGACACUUCUCACCCACAGCGGUAGCCAUAAGUCCUAUCGCCCACUCUGCACGCUCUCCUUUCGACUCAACUACGCCCUGGGUGCCUUAGAUCCCUGGGGUUACCACCUGGUCAAUGUGGUUCUACACUGCGCCACGACUGCCCUGUUCUCUAGCCUCUCAAGCCUGCUGCUGGGGUCGGGUUGCUGGAGCCUGCUGGCUGGGCUUCUCUUUGCCGCUCACCCCAUCCACACCGAGGCCGUGGCGGGUAUCGUGGGCCGGGCCGACGUGGGAGCCGCCCUCUUCUUCCUUCUGGCCCUGCGCUGCUACAUAUGCCACUGUACCCCGAGGACGAGCGGUGCCCACGGGCGAAGCUGGACGUGGUUCUUGGGCACCUUGGCAUGUGCUUCGUUCAGCAUGCUAUGGAAGGAACAAGGCGUGACGGUGCUGGCUGUGGCUGCCAUGUAUGAUGUGUUUGUCUUCCACAGGUUUAAGCUGCAGCAGGUUCCUGCUCUCUUCCAGAAGAAGAAGAACCUGCACCUGCUGUUGAGCGUGUUCCUGCUGGGCUUCUGGGGUAUCAUCCUUCUGGCUUGCCGUCUUUACUGGAUGGGCAACAAACCUCCAAACUUCUCCAACUCGGACAACCCUGCAGCAGAUUGUCCCUGUUUCCUGACUAGAAUGCUAACGUUCUUUUUCCUCCCCGCCAUGAACAUUUGGCUCCUCCUGUGCCCUGACAUGCUAAGUUUCGAUUGGUCAAUGGAUGCCCUGCCUCUUCUGAGGAGCAUUGCAGAUUGGCGAAACCUCCACACCUUUGCCUUCUACAUCUCGCUUCUGACGCUGGCGUGGUUUGGACUUCGCCAAUACCCAACCAAAAGUAAGGAGACCAACGGAAAAGCCCAUAAUGUAGCAAACGGGAAGUCCACGAAUGGACACAGUUGUAGCUCUGAUUAUGAAAACUCGACUUUUUACUCGAACUCAGUGCACGUGAAUGGAACAAACGGCACUGCAAAACACUAUUCAUCAUCUUUACCCACCACAGAGAGUUUGGUGGUCUUCUCAUUGGGUCUACUGGCCAUUCCCUUCCUGCCUGCUACCAACCUGUUCUUCUAUGUGGGCUUCGUGGUGGCGGAGCGAGUACUGUACAUCCCUAGUAUGGGCUUCUGCCUGUUGGUAGCAGUGGGGAUGAGAGCUUUGUACAUAAGAUUGAGGAGGAAGUCCUCCAGAACUUUGGUUCUAGGCUGCUCUGUUGCCCUGGUCCUUCUCUUUGGGAUUAAGACAGUGUUGAGGAACCGUGACUGGCAGAACGAGGAGAUGCUAUACAAGUCAGGAAUAUCUGUGAACCCUGCUAAAGCCUGGGGUAACUUGGGAAACGUCCUCAAGAACCAGGGAAAGGUGGCGGACGCCGAGCGGGCCUACAGGAACGCUCUGUACUACCGGAGGAACAUGGCUGACAUGUUGUAUAACCUGGGUCUAUUGCUCCAGGAAAACAAUAGAUUCUCAGAGGCUCUCCACUACUAUAAGCUGGCCAUUGGAAGCAGGCCAACGCUGGCUUCCGCCUACUUGAACACAGGAAUUGUCCUGAUGAACCAGGGCCGUCUAGAGGAGGCCAAGCGAACUUUUGUCACUUGUGCCGAUAUCCCAGAUGAAAACCUGAAGGAUCCUCAUGCACACAAGAGCUCAGUCACCAGCUGCCUGUAUAACCUCGGAAAGCUUCUUCAUGAACAGGGUCACCAAGAGGAGGCCAUAUCAGUAUAUAAAGAAGCGAUACAGAAGAUGCCCAGGCAGUUUGCCCCACAGAGCCUUUAUAAUAUGAUGGGAGAGGCCUACAUGAGGCUGAACAAACUGACAGAGGCAGAACACUGGUAUAAGGAAUCUCUCCGAUCCAAACCAGACCAUAUACCUGCACACCUCACUUACGGCAAGCUCCUGGCUAUGACGGGUCAGAAAACUGAAGCGGAGAAGUUCUUUCUCAAGGCGAUCGAACUCGAUCCUACUAAAGGAAACUGCUAUAUGCAUUAUGGUCAGUUCUUGCUGGAGGAGUCGCGGCUUUUGGAGGCUGCCGAAAUGGCGGAGAAAGCCGCACAGUUGGACAGUGAAGAAUUUGAUGUGGUUUUCAGUGCAGCUCACAUGCUCAGGCAAGCCAGCCUCAAUGAUGCCGCUGAGAAGUACUACGGACAAGCAGCCAGCCUGAGACCCAAUUAUCCCGCAGCCCUCAUGAACCUCGGAGCUAUUCUCCAUCUCAACGGCAAACUCCAAGAAGCGGAGGCCAAUUACCUGCGAGCCUUGCAGCUGAAGCCGGACGACACCAUCACUCAGUCCAACCUGCGGAAGCUGUGGAACAUCAUGGAAAAACAGGGCUUAAGGACCUUGGCUCCUUGACUUGGACAGAUUUUUAUCGAGCACCUUCUCUGAGGUUGUAAAGAUGUUCUCUGAGCUCUCAGUAAUGAGGUAAUCGACAUCCUAGGGCUGACAAAGAACGUCUUCAAAACCUAGGUUACCUCAUGGGACGCUUAAACAUGAGAGCGGCUUCGUCUGGUAAAACAAAGACAUUAUGGAACAAUCUAGAACUGCGGAGCUCCUCAGACAUGUCGGGAGUCCUUAACUUGAAGUGGCCCAUAGAUACAUACUUGAAGUCUCAUGAUAGAUUAGAUGUUAAUUAGUUAGUCAAUGCUUAAUAGUCUUGAAGGGCAAUAUUUGCCCUGAGACUGAGAAGGAAUUGAGAGUGCUACAACCCCCAUGAGGCUAUACUCUGCAUGUACAGUACAUUUAAAUGUCAUCUCUCCAUUCAUAUGAUUGGAAUCAUUAAUAUUUAAUGAGCACAUCAUGGCUGAUGGAAACAUGUGGAUGCAAAAACAAUUCAUAUCGUCUAAACAUCAUCAAAAUAAUUAGGGAAAUAGCCCAAACAUGUCAUAAGUCUUUCUAACUGUAAAAAACAAACACCCAUUGUAUCAAAAUCAUUGGUUUGUGAGGUUGUAGACUUAAUGACACUGUACAUAUGAGCACAGAUGAUAUGUGAAGUUUGGUUUGGGAUGCAGAAUUUUUAGCGAAUGCUUAUAUACGUUCCGUCAAUGUUUUGUCAAUCCAAACACGACACGCCCACGGCACAAGAUAACUAGCGGUUGGUAACUUCUGGGAUCAAGAAAUUGGAUCCAUUUGCUGUAUCUUGCCAAAAAUGACAGGAAAGGAACAUUCGAUAAGCUAUGUAGCCUGAAGGAAAUUAGCAAGCUUUGCCUUACUUUGCAAAAAAACUGUUCUGUUACAGAAAGAUUCAGCGGAUUUGAUUUCUUUGUUGCGUUACUAAUUAAAUUGCGGAUGAGAAAUGUUCAUUUGUUAGAAUAUCACAUUUAGCAGAGUGUGUAUAUUCACAGUUACACAACCAUUCAAAAGUUUGGGGACAGUAAGUUUUCUUUCUUCGAAAGUGACAGUAAAGACAUUUAUAAUGUUACAAGUGAUUUCAAAUAAAUGCUGUUCUUUUGAACUUUCUAUUCACAGUUUCUACCAAAAAUAUAACAUUGGUAUUAAUAAGAACUGUUAUUUGAGCACCAAAUCAGCAUAUUAGAAUGAUUUCUGAAGGAUCAUGUGAUACUGAAGAUUCAACUUUGGCAUCACAGAAAUAAAUUACAUUUUAAAAUAAAUUACAAUUUAUUUUAAAUUGUAAUAAUAUUCACGGUAUUACUGUUUUUACUGUAUUUUUGAUCAAAUCAAAUGCAUCCUUGAUGAGCAUAAGAAAAUAAACAUUAAAAAAUCCCAAACUUUCGAAUGGUAGUGUUAAUUAGAUCUAAACAUUAGGACCGUGGACAUUGACUAGUUCUGCUGGUAAUGUCCUUUUGACUGAAUUGGUUCAACAGACCGAAAAUGCAAAGUUUUCCUAACCAAAUACUUUUACUUGCUGCACUCAUCUAACAAUAUACAGCCAUAGUUUUGUAAGGGAUUGUUUAUAUGUAAUGUUGGUUUAAUAUUUUUCUUCUAUGUUUGAGUGUAUAAAUGGAGCCUAAUAUAUAAAAUGACACGUUACACAGUAUGAUGUUGUUGCUCAAACACAGAAAACAUUGAGCCAGAAUCACAAUAUGCGAAUUAUUUGUUUAAACAUGUUAAGUUCAUUCAGCGAUUACUUUGUUUCAUGAUAGUCUUUAUUCAGUGUUUGUUCCUGAUCUUUAACUUGGUGCUCUUAUUUGAUGAUCCCAACUAUUUUUAUGAAGGAAUUGUGUGAUAUUUUAAAGAAAUAGUGAAAAUUCUGACACAAAAAUGAAAAUCUGUCUUUAUUGUCCUGCCCUCAAACCCACAUGACCUGCUUUCUUCUGUGGAACUCAAGAAAAACAAAUGUUGAAAAAAAAAAUCAUGUAUCUUUUCCAUGCAGUUACAAUGGAGCUUCAAAAAAAAGAUCCGUAAGAAAGCAUUGUAAAAGUGGUCCAUAUGACUCAUGCACUAUCUUCUGAAGCUGUAUGACAGCUUUUUGUCAGUAACAAAUAUAGGAAAGUCAUAUAAACCACUUUUAUUAUUAUAGUUCCUAUUCAAUCCAACAGCAUGGAAAUGAGCAACCACAUGUAUUUGGAAUGACAUGAGGGUGAAUAAACAACAGAAUGUUCAUUUUUGAGUGAACAUCCCUUUAAAGUCCUAACAAAUUCCAUGUCGGACAGCUGAGUCAGUAUUAACUUAUUCCUUUUUGUGUUGUCUUGAUGGGGGGAAAAAAAGAAGAAAACAGCUGGCUCUGUGUUAUAUGUCAAAAAUCUCUGAUUCAAGAUGCCCUUUUUUAAAACACAUUUUUGUGCUGAACUAAUUCAUCCAUUGUUUCAUUGAGACAUGUGUAAUGGAAGCAUUUUAAAGGGAAUAAACCCAGAAUUUGUCAUGCAUUCGUCUUGACGGUCUCUUAAAGGAUCUUGUUUCUUCACAUUUCUCUACUUCUGUUGUCGUCUUAUUCCUUCCAAAGUUACCGAACUCAAAUGCAAAUAAUAGUCAAUACAGUCUAAUCUUUCUAAUAAUAAUUAAUAUUAGACAGGUUAGAAAAAUAAACAAUAUAUAAAAUAGUAUUGGACAUUAUCAUGUAAUCAUAGAGUAUAUUAAAAGUAUAGUUCAGCCAAAAGUUAAAAUCCUGUAAUUAUUUACGCACCCUCAUGUCACUCCAAAUCUGUAUUAUUUUUUUUCUCUAGCAGAACAACAUGAUUGGAUCAUGUUUGGAUCAACAUGAGAGUGAGUAAAUGAUGAAAGCUUAGUCAAACCUCCCAUGUUGUCAAAGGACGUGCAUUCCUCAUAGUUAGCACAUUACCAUAGUAAACCAUUUGUAAUUUUAUUCAGUCUCGAUCGUAACGUAAUUGUGUCUUGUCUGUCCUCCACAGUGUAAGUUAACUGAGUAGUUUCUAGUGGUACUGGUUGUGACUGCAUCAAUACUGUGCUGUUUUUAGCUGUACCCAGUGUGUCUGUCAAGAUGAGUUUUCACAUCGACUCACACAGUGCAGACUUACACGACUAAGACACCUGCACCCCGUAGGAGUGAGUGUGUUUGUCUUUCCUCAGGGAUUUUGAGAGGUGGUGAUAUCGAGGUUGGUGCUCUCAGAGCAGAGAAAGAGUUUACUUAAUAAAAGAAAAAAGAAAAAAUUUUUUGGAACAGUGCAUUUGUAUAAAUUAUCAAGAUUUGUAGCCUUUCUUCUGUUUUUGUAUAAAGACUGACGUAUGUGCCAGAUAAGACUUUUCCCAAUGUCACGUUUUUUUCCAUAAUAAAGUACCCGGUGUUCUGCUCUCUU